Molecule: messenger RNA, 579 nt
Organism: Oppiella nova
Lineage: Eukaryota; Metazoa; Arthropoda; Arachnida; Sarcoptiformes; Oppiidae
Source: the annotation of a GenBank genome assembly
UGGAUUAGAAAUGUCUUCAUUGUAACCAAUGGUCAGAUCCCCAAUUGGAUUAACUUAGAGAAUCACAGGGUUAGGAUCAUUACUCAUGAGGAGAUUUUUACCAACAAAAGCCAUUUGCCAUCAUUCAGUUCACCGGCCAUUGAAUCUCAUAUCCACCGAAUCCCAGGCCUUUCCAAGAAAUUUUUAUACUUAAACGAUGACAUACUGUUGAGUCAACCCGUAUAUCCGGAAGAUUUCUAUACAAAAAGCAAAGGAUAUAAAGUGUAUCUCUCGUGGCCCGUGCCUAACUGUGCUGAUGGCUGUCCUAUGAAUUGGCUUAAAGACGGCUACUGUGACCAACCGUGCAAUAAGUCUGAAUGUCUCUGGGAUGGCGGAGAUUGUCUCAAAAAUGACACUGAUAAAAGGGGAGGUGCGGUCACAUACACAGACUCGCCACACUAUUUAAGAUCAUCGACAGCCUAUUGCAGUGCAAACUGUGUGGAUAGUUGGCUGAGCGACCGAUUCUGUGAUCAGGUCUGCAAUAAUAUAAACUGCGGCUUUGAUUUGGGCGACUGUGGGACCAGACCGACCACUUAUUGA